Messenger RNA from Leptopilina boulardi, 1757 nucleotides. RefSeq names its product COP9 signalosome complex subunit 1 (gene CSN1b). The record is from RefSeq and is a predicted model, not a curated record. The transcript has 5 exons. The coding region runs from base 135 to 1565 and encodes 476 amino acids. NCBI's taxonomy places the organism in Eukaryota, Metazoa, Arthropoda, Insecta, Hymenoptera, Figitidae. Gene Ontology annotation, cellular component: COP9 signalosome.
UUUAUUUUUUCACUGUUCGAUGGUUUGUGGUUAUUAAUGUUGUUUGUUCAAAAAAAAAAAGAAAAAAGAAAAGAAAAUAGUGGUUCUCGGAGAAAAAGUUAUAAAUUUUCGGAUUUUUAACAAAAUAAUAACAAAUGCUUCAACAAGAUAAACUUAUGAAAGAGCAGUAUGUCGAACCAAUGCAGGUCGAUGCACCGGUGGAGGAUAAUGACAAUGCAGAGGAGGAAUCCUAUAUUGUCGAAAAUCCAACACUUGAUUUGGAAGUGUACGCCAAUAGUUACACCGGGUUAGCAAAGCUUUACAGACUAAUAUACAUAGCAGAUCAUUGUCCUACAUUGCGAAUAGAAGCCUUGAAAAUGGCAAUAACAUACGUGAUGACAACAUAUAAUGUCUCUUUGUAUUUGUCACUUCAUAGAAGACUUUCGCAAGCAAUAAGUACACCGGGAUUACCUGAUGUUGCUGCUCAAUCGAGUUCACAAGAUUUGCCAACAAUUGAUCAAGUAUGGAUGGAAUCACGUUCAAAAAAAGCUGCUCUUAAAUUAGAGAAAUUUGACACUGAUUUAAAAAAUUAUAAAAGUAAUUCAAUUAAAGAAAGUAUAAGAAGAGGACACGACGAUCUUGGUGAUCAUUAUCUUGAUUGUGGUGAUCUUGCUAAUGCACUUAAAUGUUAUUCAAGAGCAAGAAAUUAUUGUACAAGCGGAAAACAUGUUGUUAAUAUGUGUUGGAAUGUUUUAAAAGUUUCGGUAUAUUUACAAAAUUGGACACACGUUAUUAGUUAUGUUACUAAAGCAGAAGAUACACCUGAUUUUCCUGAUGUUCAUGGUAAGGAUAGUAAUUUGGCUAUUAUAACAAAAUUAAAAGUUGCUGCUGGAUUAGCUGAAUUGGCAACAAAAAAAUAUAAAUUUGCCGCAAAAUUAUUUCUUCAAGCAUCAUUGGAUCAUUGUGAUUUUCCUGAAUUAUUAUCACCGGGAAAUGUUGCACUUUAUGGUGGUUUAUGUGCACUUGCAACAUUUGAUAGGCAUGAAUUACAAAAACAAGUUAUUUUUAGUAGUUCAUUUAAACUAUUUUUGGAAUUGGAACCACAAUUAAGGGAUAUUAUUUUUAAAUUUUAUGAAUCAAAAUAUGCAUCAUGUCUUAAACUUUUAGAUGAGAUAAAGGAUAAUAUUCUUCUUGAUAUGUAUAUAGCGCCACAUGUCAAUAAUCUCUAUACACAAAUUCGUAAUAGAGCAUUAAUACAAUAUUUUAGUCCAUAUUUGAGUGCUGAUAUGAGACGAAUGGCCACUGCAUUUAAUAGAACUGUUUCCGCAUUAGAAGACGAACUUAUGCAAUUAAUUCUUGAUGGACAAAUUCAAGCUCGUAUUGAUUCACAUAAUAAAAUUUUGUAUGCCAAAGAUGUGGACCAACGAAGUACUACAUUUGAAAAAUCAAUAAGUCUAGGAAAAGAAUAUCAAAGAAGAACACGAAUGCUUAUUUUGAGGUCGGCGAUGCUAAAAAAUCAGAUUCAAGUAAAGGGCGGCGAAAUGUCUGUGGCACCUGGAAAUAGCAGUCAAACACCAAGGAACUGAUCAAUUCCCAUUGUGAUUAUGGUUUAUACAAUAAGUUCGAGUGAUACAUCGAUUGAAGUAUUCGUUACGUAAAGAACAAUGCUUCACACCUCUUGAGUUUUUUUUUUUUUUGCAAGUAUAAAACUCAAUUUUUUAAUCAUUUAAUAAUUAUUUGUGACAUUUGCGUUUAUAAUAAAGAUUUCUAACUAUUAA